AUGGACACCAGAGAAAAUGAGAGGAUCAACGACAAAGGCACAGAGAAAGACGGUCAGAUGCUUCACACUGUACAGUCCAGCCGCCACCUGGUGGCCUUCCUGGCUGACUACAUUGCAGACGCUUGCCAGCUAACCACAUCACGUGUUACAGCUAUCUGGUUCCGCGACUGCACAGUCGAUGACGUGGCACGGAACUAUUGUAAGAGCUGUUCAGUGGUGUGUUUUGUGGACAACCGGAGAGAGGUGACCCUGUCCUGGUACAGAGGAGAGGAGAGACUGACCAAGGCUAGCUUCCCCGACCUCUCCUCCGCCAACCUGUCUCUCCCUCUGGAGAUAAAGCUACAGGACAAAGAUAUCUACAGCUGUGUGGCUGCCAACCCAGUCAGCAACCAGACAACCAAACUCAACGUCGAGGAGCACUGUCCUCAGUAUGUAGGUCUGAAGGCGGAAGUGAAGCCACCGAGAGGGAGAGAAGGGCAGACUGUCACGCUACACACUGGACUUGCCAAACUACAGAGUGACGCAAAGAUAUUUUGGAUAUUUGGACCAGUCAGUCGAGAGAUAUUCAUUGUUGAGAGUCAGGUCUUCAGAGGAGAAGUUAUAACUGAGUACAAAGGGAGAUUCCAAGGCCGACUGCAGCUGGACAGACAAACUGGAUCUCUCACCAUCAGAAAUCUCACCCUCGACGACUCUGGAGUUUAUCAGCUUCAAGUCGUCAGUGAACAGGUCACCUACCACAAUUUCAGUGUCACAGUCUACGCUUCAGUGCCUACUCCUAACAUCAGAAACACCCCACAUAAUCCCUCAGUAGACAGUCGGUUGGUCAGUGGGAGCUGUUCCGUGGUGUGUUCUGUGGCGAACGGGAAAGAGGUAACCUUGUCCUGGUACAGAGGAGAGGAGAAACUGAACAAUACAAGUAGUCCCCAUCAGGCCGACCUGUCGCUCCCUCUGGAAAUUAAAGGAAAAAACAGUGACACCUACAGCUGUGUAGCAACCAACCCUGUCAGUAACCAGACAACAAAACUCCGCAUCGAGGAGCACUGUAGGCAACAUGCAGACUCCAGUGACUGUGCCCGGUGCAUCACCCUGACAGAGUUGGCGGUGCGAUCAGUCCUGUCUGCCCUGGUGGCUGUGGCCACGAUGGCUCUGCUGGUUCAUCACUUCUGGCACAGACGAAACCCUUGGACUCAGACCUGACUCUCUGGGGUAUCACUAUUUCAAAAACUGUCCAUGGUUUUGCGUGGACUUGAACAGUGUCGUGGUAUUGUCAUUUACAUGACGUGACAAAUGUCAGGACAUAAUGAGAAGAAAAAACGAACACCCUUCCCUUUCAUGAAGUAACACUUGUACUUGUCUUUUCUUACUAGUACUGACUUUGCUGAUAGCCUCAUGAGGAAAAUGUUUUGAUUACUAUGACAUGUUACGUCUCUCUUAGCUACCUUAAAGAUAAACGCACAAACUGUAAGUCGCUCUUGAUAAGAGCGUCUGCGAAAUUACUCAAAUGUAUAUGGAAAAGUAACUAUGUAUUGGAAACAGUUUUAUAACUUAACAAGUUGUUUCCACUUGCCCACUAAUGUCAAUUGUUAUAGCAAAAGCAUAAGGAUACCUGUCCAGACUACAUAACUUUGUCAUAACCAUGAAAAGUGUCAUAGUGUUUGUUGGUGGGCUUUUUUGUUUUGUUUUAGGAAGGGUGGACAUUGCUCUCCGUGUCAUAAUGCUAUCACAGUGUCAUUGGUGCUUUCACUCAUGGAGAUCACGUGUCAGACACAUAACAGCACUUUAACAGGGGCCUGUUAAGACUUAGAAUAACUAUAUUUUUUUCAGCAGGAAUCAAUCUUGUCAGGUACUAACAAGGACAUUGAAUCAACAGUUUGUUGUAUGUUCAAAUAUGCUAAAAAUAUUAUACUACAUAUCAAUUAUUAAAAUCACAACAUUCUCUCAGCAUUUGUAUUUUGGCACACUGUUAGGCUAGUUAGCUCCCUGAGCAGAGCUCCUGGAGCUGUGCAGCAAUAGUGCUUUUCUGUGGUGAUGACAACCAGAAUCUUUUUGUUGUGCAAUCUGGAGAUUGUUAUGAGUUUGAAAUAGUGUCUAGUGCCUACACUCUUAGCUGAAAAAAUAUAUAUCUAGAACCUAAAAGGGUUAUUUGACUGGUCUGAUAGGCAAACCCUUUGAAGAACCCUUUUUGUUUCCGUUCCAUCCAGGUAGAACCCUUUAGGGUUCCAUGUAGAACCCUUUCCACAGAGAGUUCUACAUGAAACCCAAAAGGGUUCUAACUGGAACCCAAAAGGCAUUUUUUUUUUAUCUGGCCCCUCAUCCCUAGCACCCAGUUGGGUUGAUUAAAGUUUCCCUGCUCCUCAGCACAGAUAAAACAAACAAUAAACACUUCUAUAGACGCCAAAUAGCCUACAGGUUUUGGUUUCAUUUGCAUUUCCUUAGAUGAGAUG
Messenger RNA from Salvelinus fontinalis (brook trout), 2444 nucleotides. Its product is annotated as SLAM family member 5-like. NCBI's taxonomy places the organism in Eukaryota, Metazoa, Chordata, Actinopteri, Salmoniformes, Salmonidae. The record is from RefSeq and is a predicted model, not a curated record. The coding region runs from base 1 to 1197 and encodes 398 amino acids. The transcript is spliced from 6 exons.